CUCGGGCGGGCUGGGGCGGCGGCGCGGCGGAGCGCGGCGCUGCAGCCAUGGCGGGCGGCGCGCGGCUGCUCGGGGUGUCGCUAUUGGUGCUGCUGGCGCAGCUCGGGCCGCAACCCGGCCUGGGGCGGCCGCGAGAGCGACUCCGCGUGCGUUUCACCCCGGCCGUGUGCGGCCUGCGCUGCAUCCAUGGGCCCACCGGCUCCCGCUGUACCCCGACCUGCGCGCCCCGCAACGCCACCAGCGUGGACAGCGGCGCGCCCGGCGGGGCGGCCCCCGGGGGACCCGGCUUCCGCGCCUACCUGUGUCCUUUGAUCUGUCACAACGGCGGUGUGUGCGUGAAGCCCGACCGCUGCCUCUGCCCGCCCGACUUCGCUGGCAAGUUCUGCCAGUUGCACUCGUCGGGUGCCCGGCCUCCGGCCCCGGCCAUGCCAGGCCUCACCCGCUCCGUGUACACCAUGCCACUGGCCAACCACCGCGACGACCAGCACGGCGUGGCGUCCAUGGUGAGCGUGCAUGUGGAGCAUCCGCAGGAGGCGUCGGUGGUGGUGCAUCAGGUGGAGCGUGUGUCCGGCCCUUGGGAGGAGGCGGACGCCGAGGCGGUGGCGCGGGCGGAGGCGGCGGCGCGGGCGGAAGCGGCGGCGCCCUACACGGUGCUGGCCCAGAGCGCGCCGCGCGAGGACGGCUACUCGGACGCCUCCGGCUACGGUUACUGCUUUCGGGAGCUGCGCGGAGGCGAAUGCGCGUCGCCGCUGCCCGGGCUCCGGACGCAGGAGGUGUGUUGCGGAGGGGACGGCGCGGCCUGGGGCGUUCACGACUGUCAGCCGUGCUCCGCGCACGUGGGGAACGCCCACCGAAUGGGCGCCCCAGAUGGACCUUGCCCAACAGGCUUUGAAAGAGUGAAUGGGUCCUGCGAAGAUGUGGAUGAAUGCGCGACGGGAGGGCGCUGCCAGCACGGGGAGUGUGCGAACACGCGUGGCGGGUACACGUGCGUGUGCCCCGACGGCUUCCUGCUCGACUCCUCCCGCAGCAGCUGCAUCUCCCAGCACGUGAUCUCGGAGGCCAAGGGACCCUGUUUCCGCGUGCUUCGUGAGGGGGGCUGCUCACUGCCCAUCCUGCGCAACAUUACCAAACAGAUCUGCUGCUGCAGCCGUGUGGGCAAGGCCUGGGGUCGCGACUGCCAGCUCUGCCCACCCUUUGGCUCCGAGGGCUUUCGGGAGAUCUGCCCAGCUGGUCCUGGCUACCACUACUCCGCCUCUGACCUCCGCUACAACACCAGACCCCUGAGCCAGGAGCUCCCUCGUGUGGCCGUCAGCCGGCCACGUGUCCCACCUGCCACUGCUCGGCCAUCCACAGGGGUCCUUCCCACCUACCAUCCAGAACUCCGGCCAGAGCCUCAGCCCAGCCAUGAACGGCCCAGCUAUGAACGUCCCAGCCCUGAGCGGCCCAGCCCUGAGCGGCCCAGCCCUGAGCGGCCCAGCUAUGAGCGGCCCAGCCCUGAACGGCCCAGCUAUGAACGCCCCAGCUAUGAACGGCCCAGCCCUGAGCGGCCCAGCUAUGAACGACCCAGCCAUGAACGGCCCAGCUAUGAACGGCCCAGCCCUGAGCGGCCCAGCCAUGAACGUCCUGCCCCUGAGCGGCCCAGCUAUGAGCGUGUCAGCCCUGACCGUCCCAGCCAUGAACGGCCCUUGCCUAGCAUCCCUGCCUGGACUGGUCCUGAGAUAACUGAUUCAGGUGCUGGCCUGGGAAUGUGUCAGCGCAAUCCUCAAGUCUGUGGCCCAGGACGCUGCAUACCCAGGCCCAGCGGCUACACCUGCGCCUGUGACCCAGGCUUCCGGCUCAGCCCCCAGGGCACCCACUGCUUGGACGUGGAUGAAUGUCGCCGCGUGCCCCCGCCAUGUGCCCCCGGGCGCUGUGAGAACACGCCAGGCAGCUUCCGCUGUGUGUGUGGCCCCGGCUUCCGAGCUGGUCCCAGGGGUGCUGAGUGCCUGGACGUGGACGAAUGCCACCGCGUGCCGCCGCCGUGUGACGGUGGGCGCUGCGAGAACACGCCAGGCAGCUUCCUGUGCGUGUGCCCUGCCGGAUACCAGGCUGCCCCACAUGGAGCAGGCUGCCAGGAUGUGGACGAAUGCACCCAGAGCCCAGGCCUGUGUGGCCGAGGUGCCUGCACCAACCUGCCUGGCUCUUUCCGCUGUGUGUGCCCGGCUGGCUUCCGGGGCUCGGCAUGCGAGGAGGAUGUGGACGAGUGCGCUCAGGAGCCUCCGCCCUGUGGGCCGGGCCGCUGCGACAACACGGCGGGAUCCUACCACUGUGCCUGCCCUGCCGGCUUCCGCUCCCGUGGCCCCGGGGCCCCCUGCCAAGACGUGGAUGAGUGUGCCCGCAGCCCCUCGCCCUGUGCCUACGGUCGAUGCGAAAACACUCAUGGCAGUUUCCAGUGCGUCUGCCCCACAGGCUUCCAGGCCAACGCUGCUGGCUCUGCGUGCGAGGAUGUGGAUGAGUGUGAGAACCACCUGGCAUGUCCUGGGCAGGAGUGUGUGAACACACCUGGCUCCUUCCAGUGCAGGGCCUGUCCUGCUGGCCACCAGCUGCACCGUGGCAGGUGCACAGACAUAGAUGAAUGCAGUUCUGGCGCCCUGUGCGGUCCCCACGGCCACUGCACGAACACUGAAGGCUCCUACCGCUGCAGCUGUGCGCCAGGCUACCGGGCACCGGCAGGUCAGCCCGGGCCUUGUGCAGAUAUAAACGAGUGUCUGGAAGGAGACUUCUGCUUCCCUCAUGGCGAGUGCCUCAACACCGACGGCUCCUUCACCUGCACCUGCGCCCCUGGCUACCGACCCGGACCCCGUGGAGCUUCUUGCCUUGACGUGGACGAAUGCAGCGAGGAAGACCUUUGCCAGAGCGGCAUCUGCACCAACACCGACGGCUCCUUCGAAUGCCUCUGCCCGCCGGGACACCGUGCCAGCCCGGACCUCGCCUCCUGCCUCGAUGUGGACGAAUGUCGCGAGCGAGGCCCAGCCUUGUGCGGCUCUCAACGCUGUGAGAACUCCCCCGGCUCCUACCGCUGUGUUCGGGACUGCGAUCCUGGCUACCACGCGGGCCCAGAGGGUACCUGUGAUGAUGUGGACGAGUGCCAGGAGUAUGGUCCAGCCAUCUGUGGAGCCCAGCGCUGUGAGAACACCCCAGGGUCCUACCGCUGCACCCCGGCCUGUGACCCCGGCUAUCAGCCCACACCAGGAGGCGGAUGUCAGGAUGUGGACGAGUGCCGGAACCGGUCCUUCUGCGGUGCACACGCUGUGUGCCAGAACCUGCCGGGCUCCUUCCAGUGCCUCUGCGACCAGGGCUAUGAAGGCGCGCGGGACAGGCGCCACUGCGUGGACGUGAAUGAGUGUGAGACGCUGCAGGGGGUGUGUGGAUCCGCCCAGUGUGAGAACGUGGAAGGCUCCUUCCUCUGCGUGUGCCCCAACAGUCCUGAGGAGUUCGACCCCAUGACUGGACGCUGUGUUCCCCCACGGACCGCUGCCGGUUCGUUCCCAGCCUCGCAGCCCCAGGCACCUGAGAGUCCCAGCCUGCCGGCCAGGCCGCCCCCACCAGCCCCGCCCCGGCGGCCCAGCACCCCCAGGCAGGGAGCCGUGAGCAGCGGGCGCCGUGAGUGUUACUUCGACACAGCGGCCCCAGACGCGUGUGACAACAUUCUGGCCCGGAAUGUGACCUGGCAGGAGUGCUGCUGUACCGUGGGCGAGGGCUGGGGCAAUGGCUGCCGCAUCCAGCAAUGCCCAGGUCCCGAGACAGCGGAGUACCAGUCGCUGUGCCCCCACGGCCGGGGCUACCUGGCACCCAGCGGAGACCUGAGCCUCCGGAGAGACGUGGAUGAAUGCCAGCUCUUCCGAGACCAGGUGUGCAAGAGCGGUGUGUGUGUGAACACAGCCCCCGGCUACUCGUGUUACUGCAGCAACGGCUAUUACUACCACACACAGCGGCUGGAGUGCGUCGACAACGACGAGUGCGCGGACGAGGAGCCAGCGUGCGAGGGUGGCCGCUGUGUCAACACCGUGGGCUCCUAUCACUGCACCUGCGAGCCCCCGCUCGUGCUGGACGGCUCGCGGCGCCGCUGUGUCUCCAACGAAAGCCAGAGCCUCGAUGACAACCUAGGGGUGUGCUGGCAGGAAGUGGGGCCUGACCUCGUGUGCAGCCGCCCCCGGCUGGACCGCCAGGCCACCUAUACCGAGUGCUGCUGCCUCUACGGGGAAGCCUGGGGCAUGGACUGCGCUUUCUGCCCAGCUCAGGACUCAGAUGACUUUGAGGCUUUGUGCAAUGUGCUGCGGCCGCCGGCCUACGGCCCCGCUCGGCCCGGUGGCUUUGGACUCCCCUAUGAGUAUGGGCCAGACUUAGGGCCGCCUUACCAGGGCCUCCCAUACGGGCCUGAGCUGUAUGCACCAGCCGUGCUGCCCUACGACCCCUACCCGCCGCCGCCUGGGCCCUUUGCCCGCCGGGAGGCCCCCUACGGCGCGCCCCCCUUCGACCUGCCCGACUUUGAGGACGACGGGGACCGCUACAGCGAACCCGAGGCUCCCGCGCGCUCUGGCCCGGGCACCGGCUGGCCCUACCGGUCCCGCGACACCCGCGGCUCCUUCCCGGAGCCUGAGGAGUCAUCGGAGGGCGGAGGCUACGCAGGUGCCCUGGCCGAGCCCUACGAGGCCCUGGAAGAGGAGGAGUGCGGGAUCCUGGACGGCUGCGACCACGGCCGCUGUGUGCGCGUUCCCGAGGGCUUUACCUGCAACUGCUUCGACGGCUACCGCCUGGACAUCACGCGCAUGGCCUGCGUUGACAUCAACGAGUGCGACGAGGCCGCGGCGGCGUCCCCGCUCUGCAUCAAUGCCCGCUGUGUCAACACCGACGGUUCCUUCCGCUGCGUCUGCCGCCCGGGCUUCGCGCCCACGCACCAGCCGCACCAUUGCGCGCCAGCGCGGCCCCGCGCCUGAGCCGCGCGCCCCGGCGGGCCGCCCCGCUGCGGGCCCCUGGAGAGCCGGGACGCGGGCCCUGCGGGCUACGGGGCCGACGCGUGGCCCGCUGCCCGUGACCCUGGGGCUGAACCGAGCCCUGCGCCCCCUUCACGCGCUCCCCCACUCCUUUUAUAGUUCUCAAUUAAAGAAACACCUAUUUUGUA
Molecule: messenger RNA, 5161 nt
Organism: Ochotona princeps (American pika)
Lineage: Eukaryota; Metazoa; Chordata; Mammalia; Lagomorpha; Ochotonidae
Product: latent-transforming growth factor beta-binding protein 4
Exons: 30
Coding region: 48-4976 (1642 amino acids)
Molecular function (GO): calcium ion binding
Source: RefSeq, a predicted model, not a curated record